Molecule: messenger RNA, 294 nt
Organism: Entamoeba histolytica HM-1:IMSS
Lineage: Eukaryota; Evosea; Mastigamoebida; Endamoebidae
Product: ubiquitin, putative
Exons: 1
Coding region: 1-234 (77 amino acids)
Biological process (GO): protein ubiquitination; modification-dependent protein catabolic process
Cellular component (GO): cytoplasm; nucleus
Molecular function (GO): ubiquitin protein ligase binding; protein tag activity
Source: RefSeq, a predicted model, not a curated record
AUGCAAAUCUUUGUUAAGACACUUACUGGAAAGACUAUUACAUUAGAAGUUGAACCAAAUGAUUCUAUUGAUGCUAUUAAAGCUAAGAUUCAAGAAAAAGAAGGAAUUCCACCUGAUCAACAAAGACUUAUUUUUGCAGGCAAACAAUUAGAAGAAGGAAAGACACUUUCAGAUUAUAACAUUCAAAAAGAAUCAACACUUCAUUUAGUCUUAAGAUUAAGAGGAGGAUAUUAAAAGGUGUGUUUAGUCUCAAUAAAGAUUCUUUACAUCCUUUUGUAAUUGAUUUUCAACUUU